Messenger RNA from Parastagonospora nodorum SN15, 816 nucleotides. RefSeq lists its product as hypothetical. The transcript is spliced from 2 exons. Bases 1 to 816 code for a protein of 271 amino acids. NCBI's taxonomy places the organism in Eukaryota, Fungi, Ascomycota, Dothideomycetes, Pleosporales, Phaeosphaeriaceae. The record is from RefSeq and is a predicted model, not a curated record.
AUGAGUAACUUCUCAACCGAUUGCAUCUCAACACCCCCAAUACCCUCCCUCCUCGCAAACAUAACCGCCUGCCAACUCGCCUCCAACACAUCUUUCUGCUACCCGCCCAACGGCACGCGCAUCUGCGUCUCCAACACCAUCAACUCAUUCCCGUUCUAUUUCCCGCGCUCCUUCUACGGCAACGACUCCAAAAUCUCCCUCGGCUACACGCUCAGCACAUCCAUCACUCCACGGCUCAACAACACAGGAAACACGACGCUUCUCGUUGGCGAGAGCUUAUACACCACAUUCGGGCUGAACAUCCCCGGCGUACGCAAUGAAAAAACGCUAGCGGUAGUCAUGCGCGCAAAGGCGCCGGGCGUGAGCGAAGCAGAAGUCUACGCAGGCCCGACAGUGGUGCUCGUCAAGACUGCAGAAUUCCCCAGCGCGACGGCGACAUCGAGACCGAAAUCCGACGAUGAUGACGAUGAAGACGCAUUGACUGGACUGACGGGUGGGGAGAUGGCGGGCAUCAUCGUAGGCGUCAUCGUGGGCAUCAUCGCGCUGGUCACGGUUUGUUGCUGUUAUGGAUGCUGCGGGUGUUGUGGGGGGAGGAAGAGGGCGGGGAGGGUGAUGGGGAGUGAGGAGAGGGAGAGGGUUGUUAAGGAAGGGGUCGAGUUAAUGGAGCAGGGUGGGGCGAGGGGGAUGCGUGUGGAGGCGCCUGUUUUGGCGGGACCCGGGUGGGAUGAGAUUGAGCGGGUGGAAGCGGAAAGGGCGAGGGUAGAUGAGGAGGUUGUGAGGGAUUACAUUGAUCCGCCGCCGGCGUAUAAGUCUUGA